Molecule: messenger RNA, 378 nt
Organism: Pyrenophora tritici-repentis Pt-1C-BFP
Lineage: Eukaryota; Fungi; Ascomycota; Dothideomycetes; Pleosporales; Pleosporaceae
Source: RefSeq, a predicted model, not a curated record
AUGGAAUCUCCCACAGUAUCCAGCGAUGUUCGUGGCUUCCCCGGACGUCAGUUCAGCUCCGCAAAACUCCUUGCCAAAGAGGACGAAAAGGUAGAUGUUCCACGAUAUAUGCCUAAGGGGUUGACCUUCAAUCACGUUCCUGCUGAGAACGUCGCUGUUUGGGUCACGGCUGAUGAGAUUGCUGUUGAGGAUAGUGCCGUCGACAAGAUCACUGCUGAAAAGGCUACCAUCGAAGAUGUUCCCGUAGCAAGGGCCACCAUGAAGAAUGCUAGGGCUAUGAAGGUGUUGUCUAAAAAUCAAUCAUCCGCCAUCUUCCUAGAACAACAUGGGUACUCAGUCUUUCAAGACAGCGACGAACGCCAUGGACCUGGUGAAUGA